This is a messenger RNA of Closterium sp. Naga37s-1, 8220 nucleotides long. The record is from the annotation of a GenBank genome assembly. Lineage: Eukaryota; Viridiplantae; Streptophyta; Zygnematophyceae; Desmidiales; Closteriaceae.
AUGGUUCUCGCUGACGAGGUCGUUAAGAACGGCGCAGCGAACGGAGCGGCAAACGGAGCCGCAAAAGCUGCUGCCGCUGUGGAGGAGAAGAUCGGCGAAGGGUCGAAAGGUGUGGAGGAGCUUACUGUGGAGGAUCGGCCAUGGUUCGAGAAGGCUCGGGCUAGCAAUGUGCAGGUGUCCGUGACGCCAGGCGGGCGAUGGAAUCACUUCAAGACGUACUCCGUCAUUCAGCGCACCUUUGAGAUCUGGAGCUUCGUUAUUGUCUUCCUCGUUAAGGCGUGGCUGAUCAACCGGCCGUGGAUGUACCGCGGCGGAGUCACGGACGCGAAGAAGGGCGAGCGGCGGCGGGAGCUCGCGCGGUGGCUCAAGGAGGGGUUGCUGCGGCUGGGCCCCACGUUCAUCAAGAUCGGCCAGCAGUUCUCCACGCGCUCGGAUCUACUGGCGCAGGAAUACAUCGCGGAACUCUCAGAGCUUCAGGACCAAGUGCCUCCGUUCGAAUCCGACACAGCCCUAGCGAUCGUGGAGUCGGAGCUAGGAAAGCCCAUCUACGAGGUGUUUGAGCGGUUCGACCGCGACCCCAUCGCGGCUGCGAGCCUGGGGCAGGUGCACCGCGCGCGGCUGCAGGGCAGGGAGGUGGUGGUGAAGGUGCAGCGGCCGGGGCUCAAGGACCUGUUUGACAUCGACCUCAAGAACCUGCGCGUGCUCGCCGUGAAUCUGCAGAAGAUUGACCCGAAGUCGGACGGGGCCAAGCGCGACUGGGUGGCGAUUUACGACGAGUGCGCGUCGGUGCUUUACGAGGAAAUCGACUACAUGAAGGAAGGAAAGAACGCGGACCGGUUCCGCGAGAACUUCAAGGACAUGGACUAUGUGAAGGUGCCCACGAUAUACUGGCAGUACACGACGUCGCAGAUGCUGGUGAUGGAGUACACGCCUGGGAUUAAGAUCAACAGGAUCGACGCUCUGGAUAAGCUGCAGGUCGACAGGAAGAGGCUGGCUCGCUACUGUGUGGAGUCGUACCUGGAGCAGAUCCUCAGCCACGGAUUCUUCCAUGCCGACCCGCAUCCUGGCAACAUUGCAGUUGAUGAUGUCAAUGGCGGCCGGCUCAUCUUCUACGAUUUCGGCAUGAUGGGAACCAUCCCCUCUGACAUCCGGGAGGGGUUGGUAGAAGCAUUCUACGGCGUAUAUGAGAAGGACCCAGACAAGGUGUUGGACGCCAUGGUGCAGAUGGGCGUGCUCGUGCCCACUGGGGACCGUACCGCUGUGCGCCGCACGGCGCAGUUCUUCCUCAACUCGUUUGAGGAGCGUUUAGCGCAGCAGCAGGCGGAGGCCAAGGCCAGCGCGCCCAUGACCAAGGAAGAAGCCCUGGCUAAGAGGAAGAUGCGACUCUCUGCUAUCGGAGAGGACCUUUUGGCCAUCGCAGCAGACCAGCCCUUCCGAUUCCCAGCCACCUUCACCUUUGUGGUGCGCGCCUUCUCAGUGCUGGACGGCAUUGGCAAGGGGCUGGACGCCAAGUUUGACAUCUCCGAGAUUGCCAAGCCCUAUGCUCUGGAGCUCCUUCGCUUCCGGGAGGUGGGCACCGAGCUUUUCUUCAAGGACUUGAAGAAGCGGUGGGACCGCCAAACUCAGGCCUUCCGGAACCUUCUCAGGCAGCCCAGCCGCGUGGAGAAGCUUGCUGACGUCAUCUUGAGACUGGAGCAAGGUGACUUGAAGCUGAGAGUGCGGACACUGGAGAACGAGAGGGCGUUCAAGAGAGUGGCGACCAUGCAAAACACCAUCGGCAGUGCCAUAGCAGCAGCCACCUUGAUGAAUGUUGCUUCAGCCAUGCACAUUGCCGCCCGGAAAACGCCUGCUACUUUGCUCCUGGUGGCCAGUGCUGUUUUUGGCCUGCGUGUGCUGGUCGGCCUCAUGCAAGUGAAGAAGUUGGACGAGCAGGAGAAGCUUAUUAUGGGUUUGCGCGUGGAUCGGCAGGGGCCGGGCGAAGCGGACACGGAGAAUGCGAGGAGGCGUUGGGGGACGGAGCGGCGGGGCGGAGCGGCGGCGCAUCAUGGGGGCAGCGCGGCGGGCGAAAUUUUAAAUCGGCGCGCCGCUGUUCCGUCGGCGACAGUUGCGCGCGAGUCAGUCCGUGGUCGUAGCGGCGCCGACGGCAUAGUUGCGCGGGAGGCUGUCAGCGGAAGCGAUGCGGACGGAAUUGUUGCACGUGAGGCUGUCCGUGGUAGUAGCGGCGCGGACGACAUCGUCGCGCGUGAGGCUUUCCUCCGCGGAAACGGCGCGGACGGAAGUGUUGCGCGCGUCACCUUUCCCCGCGGGAGCAGUGCGGCGGAAGCAGGCAGCGAGGCGGAGGGGCUUGGCGGGGAGCGGCGGAAGGCGAAGAGGCAGAGGCAUCAUGCGUCGUCGGAAGGGGCUAUGUCGGAACAGCCCAUUUAUGACGCAGUGCGGUCGCGCCUGGAGCGCCUCUCCUGCAUGCUUCGCUCACACUCUGAGGCGCCGUGCCGCACUGCCGCCGACCAAUCGCAGAGCUCGAGAGACGCCGCCAGCCAAUCGCAGGGCACGAGGGAUCGGGCGGUCCAAUCGCAGAGCUUGAGAGACGCAACGAGCCAAUCACAGACGCAGUUGGGGGUUAACUCGAGAAGAGGGGGUGAUUUGGGCAGAGGGAGUAAAUCAGGCAGAGGGGAUGAUUUGGGCAGAGGGAGUAAAUCAGGCAGAGGGGAUGAUUCGGGCAGAGGGAGUAAAUCAGGCAGAGGGGAUGAUUCGGGCAGAGGGAGUAAAUCAGGCAGAGGGGAUGAUUCGGGCAGAGGGAGUAAAUCAGGCAGAGGGGAUGAUUCGGGCAGAGGGAGUAAAUCAGGCAGAGGGGAUGAUUCGGGCAGAGGGAGUAAAUCAGGCAGAGGGGAUGAUUCGGGCAGAGGGAGUAAAUCAGGCAGAGGGGAUGAUUCGGGCAGAGGGAGUAAAUCAGGCAGAGGGGAUGAUUCGGGCAGAGGGAGUAAAUCAGGCAGAGGGGAUGAUUCGGGCAGAGGGAGUAAAUCAGGCAGAGGGGAUGAUUCGGGCAGAGGGAGUAAAUCAGGCAGAGGGGAUGAUUCGGGCAGAGGGAGUAAAUCAGGCAGAGGGGAUGGUGAUGGUGAUGGUGAUGGUGAUGGUGAUGGUGAUGGUGAUGGUGAUGGUGAUGGUGAUGGUGAUGGUGGUGGUGGUGGUGGUGGUGGUGGUGGUGGUGGUGGUGGUGGUGGUGGUGGUGGUGGUGGUGGUGGUGGUGGUGGUGGUGGUGGUGGUGGUGGUGGUGGUGGUGGUGGUGGUGGUGGUGGUGGUGGUGGUGGUGGUGGUGGUGGUGGUGGUGGUGGUGGUGGUGGUGGUGGUGGUGGUGGUGGUGGUGGUGGUGGUGGUGGUGGUGGUGGUGGUGGUGGUGGUGGUGGUGGUGGUGGUGGUGGUGGUGGUGGUGGUGGUGGUGGUGGUGGUGGUGGUGGUGGUGGUGGUGGUGGUGGUGGUGGUGGUGGUGGUGGUGGUGGUGGUGGUGGUGAUUUAGGUGCUGUGGGUGAUGGUGUCGCUGCUGCUGCUCUAGUCGAUUGCAAUGCCCGUGCGGGUGGCGGGGGCGGAAAUGGCGGUGGUGGUGGUAUCAUAACUAAUAACGGGAAUAGUGGUCAUUUGGGCGUCACUAUAGCGGAGCAGCUACUAGCGAGGAUGGAGGAGGUGGCAAGGCUGAGUGAGGAGAACGUGCAAUACCGAGCUGUCUUUGAGCUCUCCAUGGACCCAAUCUUCAUCUUCCGAUGGAACGAGGAGACGAUUACAGACUGCAACGAGGCGGCUGUCACCAUACUGCGCUGCGCCUCCAAAGCAGACGUCAUGUGCCGCCCGUUCCACGUCAGCUUCUCGCCGCCCGUGCAGCCGGACGGCCGCCCGACGGUUGAGGCGGCCGGGGAGGUGAUGGCGAGGGUGCAGAGUGGAGAGGCGAUCAGCUUCGAGUGGAUGCACCGUGCCCUGGAUGGGUCACCCCUGCCUGUGCUUGUUCGAGUCAAGCACAUAGUGGCAGCGGGGAGGGACUGUGUGAUCGUGGUGUGGCACGACAUGAGGGAGGCGAAGCAGAGGGAGGAGGAGCUGAGGCAGGCUAAAGAAGCAGCAGAGGCGGCCAGCCGCGCCAAGACACAGUUCUUGGCGAACAUGAGCCACGAGCUGCGCACUCCCAUGAAUGGCGUAUUGGGGGUGGUGGAGCUACUACUAGCAUCGGGAGUGAGCAGCGAGCAGAGGGCGUUGCUGCAGGUCGUGCGGGCGUCAGGGGAGAGCCUCGUGCGGCAGCUUAGAAAACACACUCAACACACACCUUCGCCCCUUCCACCCUCCUUCCUUCCCCCAGGCGUGUUGGGGGUGGUGGAGCUGUUGUUAAGCUCAUCCUUGACUGGCGAGCAGAGGGCGCUGCUGCAGGUCGUGCGGGCAUCAGGGGAGAGCCUCCUAUUACUAAGCUCAGGUGUGAGCAGCGAGCAGAGGGCGCUGCUGCAGGUCGUGCGGGCGUCAGGGGAGAGCCUCGUGCGAAUCCUCUCAGACCUUCUCGAUAUCACGCGCAUCGAGUCCCACUCCCUCGCCCUCUCCCCCGCGUUAUUCGGCCUCCUCUCGGCCAUUGAGAGCACCCUUGCGCUCAUGAGAGUUGUUGCCGUCAAGAAAGGGCUGCAGCUGUCUGUGAGCGUCGAUCCAUCCACGCCUCUGGAGGUGGUGGGCGAUGCAAUGCGGUUCCGUCAGGUGCUGCUCAACCUGCUCUCUAAUGCCAUAAAGUUCACUGAUAGGGGCUCUGUGGCAGUGCAUGUGACCAGGCUACAGAAAGCACCCACUUCACGUGUCAACGGGGAGGCUGGUGGGACCACGAGUCGGGUCUGGGAUGGGCAACCUUGGGAAUCCGACCGUGAUCGUAAGGGCUGUGAUUGCAGGGCUGUUCAAGGCACGAGAGGGGAGAGUAGAGGGGAGGAGACUAGGCAGGGUAGGGGAGCAGGAGGAGAAAGAGAAGUGGGAGCAGCAGCAGCAGGAGGAGGAAGCAAUGGUGGUGGGCCUGAAAGGUCUCAGGGAAGGAAAAGGCAGAGAGAGGAAGAGGGGCGAGGUGAGGAGCCGGAUUGCAAUGGAGGGGUGUUGAAGAAAGGGCAGUGUGAUGUGGCCCAUAUGGCAAGAGCAGAGGUGGAGAGAGGUGGCGGGGUGGAGAAAAGGUGGUUGGAGAGGACUGAAAGGGAAGGGGGACUAUUGGACGGAGGGAUGAGGGUGGCGACGAGUGGAUGGCAGGAAGACUUGACACACGUGGAGUUGAGUCAGGAGGGGCAGCAGGGGCAGCAGGAGGGGCCGGAGAGGCAACAGGAGGAGGAGGAGCAGGGGAAACGGCAGGGGCAGCAGCAGGGGCAGCAGGAGGUGCAGCGGGAGGUGCAGCAGGGGCAGCAGGGACAGCAGGGGCAGCAGGGGCAGCAGGGGCAGCAGGGGCAGCAGGGGCAGCAGGGGCAGCAGGGGCAGCAGGAGGGGCAGCAAAGGGAGCAGCAGGGGAAGGAGAAGGAUCAGUCAGUGGUGUGGGUGCAGGUGAGGGUGCAGGACACGGGCAUAGGCAUGGCGCCACAUAUCAUGCCACACAUCUUCCACCCCUUCACUCAGGCCGACUCCUCCGCCUCCCGCCGCUUCGGAGGCACGGGGCUGGGUCUUGCCAUCUGUCACUCGCUCAUUGGCCUCAUGGGUGGGGAGAUCUCUGUGGACAGCCAGCCUGGGAUUGGGUCGGCGUUCACCGUCUGCAUCCCCUUUGGCAAAGCUCGAAUGGAUGAGACGGUGGUGGGUGGGAUGGAUAAGCCUUCCCAAAAUGCACCUACACGGGGGGCCAUCCAAGAACCUCAAACCACCUUCCCUGCUGCUACCUCCCUUGCUCCGUGUCCCCUUCCCAAUUCCUCACCUCCCACUUUCCCUGUGCCCUCCUCCCCAUGUGCUGCUGCACCUCAGACGGCCCCAGAGCCACCCGCUCUAAAAUUACCUGAACCAGAACCAUCUGCCACAGCAUUACUUGCCACAGCAUUACUUGCCACAUCAUUACCUGCCACAUCAUUACCUGCCACAUCAUUACCUGCCACAUCAUUACCUGCCACAUCAUUACCUGCCACAUCAUUACCUGCCACAUCAUUACCUGCCACAUCAUUACCUGCCCCAGCUCUACCUGCCCCUGAACCACCCGCUUCAGAACCACCUGCCCCAGCACCACCCGCCCCUAAAGCACCUGACUCAGAAGCACCUGAGUCAGAAGCACCACCUUCCCCAGAUGCAGAUACCAAUGCAUCAUUCCCCAUGCAGGCUGUGUCAGUACGCCCUCCCCCAGUCCUACCUGCCCGCGCCUCAGUUGAGCCUACACCCACUCCUCUGGACUCUCAUCAGCCUGAACCCCACCCUCUUCCCUCAUACCAGUCAUCUCCUGCCCUUCCUGCACCCCCCACUUACACUGCAGCACCUCCCACCAUCCCUGCACCCACAGUUCUACCCGCAUCUCCCGUUGCCACUACGCCUCCCGCUCUCGCUGCAUCGCCCGCUGUCCCUACGCCUCCUUCUGCCUUUCCUUCCUUGUCCUCUGCUCCUGAUAUGGCCUCCGUCUCACCGUUACUCUCUCCCUCCCUCGCACCUUCACUCCCUGCGUCACUGCCUCCCUGUUCUGAAGCUGCUCCCAGCACCAACCCCCCUUGUAGACCUCGUUUGAAGGCGAUUCAGAGCAGCCCUUUGCGCUCUGAUCUGGCUAAGCAUAUAAGACUUGAAGCAGCGGAGGAGGAUGUGGGUGCGCACGUGGGUGUGAACAGGAGAGGAGGGGAGACAGAUGAAGGGGCCCGGGUGGGGAAGAGAGUCUGUGUCAGGCGGCAGAGGGGUAAGCAGGGCAAUGGGCGAUGUCCAACUGAAGAACGAUCACUGGAUGAAGAAGCACAGGAGCAGGGAGAGCAGGGAGGGCAGGAAGGGCGGACAGAGCAGCAGGUCAAGGGGCAUGGUACAGAUGGUGAAGCAGACGAGACGAGAUCACCGUUUGAAGGAAUGAGGUGUCUGGUGGCGGAGGACAACAGAGUGAACCAGCUGGUGGUGACUCGGCCUGCAGAUGCAGGCAGGUCACACUGUGAAGCACCGGAACAACAGGGAGCGAAGCAGAGCAAGCAGCACGGCACAGACAAGGAGGGAGAAGGGAAGAAGUCGCCGUUUGAGGGGAUGAGGUGUCUGGUAGCGGAGGACAGCAGAGUGAACCAGCUGGUGGUGACGCGAUUCGCAGAUGCAGGCAGGUCACAAAAUGAAGGGCAGGAACAACAGGGAGCAAAGCAAGGCCAGGGGCAUGGCACAGACAAGGAGGGAGAAGUGAAGAAGUCGCCGUUUGAGGGGAUGAGGUGUCUGGUAGCAGAGGACAACCGGGUGAACCAGCUGGUGGUGACGCGCAUGCUGCACAGCCUGGGCGUGGCGUGUGACGUGGCUGUCAAUGGCCGGGAGGCCGUUGAUAAGUGCGCACAGAGGGACUAUGACCUCGUGCUCAUGCUUGUGGUGACGCGCAUGCCGCACAGCCUGGGCGUGGCGUGUGACGUGGCAGUCAAUAGCCGGGAGGCUGUCGCUAAGUGUGCUCAGAAGGACUACGACCUGGUGCUCAUGCUGGUGGUGACGCGCAUGCUGCACAGCCUGGGCGUGGCGUGUGAUGUGGCCGUCAAUGGCCGGGAGGCCGUUGAUAAGUGUGCUCAGAGAGACUACGACCUCGUGCUUAUGGUGGGCGGAGGCAUUCUCGCCGCCGCUACCCGCGCAUUCGCCGGGUUGCGCAACAGGCUGCUGGCGGAUCCCGCCUUCCUCUUCAAAGUGUUCACAGAGAUUGUAAUCGACUCGGGCUGUGCCACAUUUGCUGAAGUGCGGAAACGAGGAGACGACUUUUGGAAGGAGUUUGAUCUCUAUAUGUCAGAUAUCCUCGUGGGAUUCGCAGUAGACGCUGCUCUCGUCAGCAUGCUCGCGCCCAUGGCUAGGUUCGGCAGCAGCGCCGCAGCCUCGGCAGCCCGAGGCAGGCGAGGCUUGGUGCCGCCGGGCCUGGCUGCAGCUCUGGAGGCGCUUCCCAGCAGCAUGUUUGAGGCGGCGCUGCCGGGGAGGAGAUACAGUGCGGUGCAGAGGGGUGCGACGUGGUUGGUGAAGGGCGGGCAGUAUGCAGUGGUGGGGUUCAGCUGUGGGUUGAUUGGCCAGGCGAUGACAAUGGCCAUUGUGCAAAUCAAGAGGUGCGUGGCGGUUGGGUAA